Orbicella faveolata is the source of this 1223-nucleotide messenger RNA. RefSeq names its product transmembrane protein 276-like. The record is from RefSeq and is a predicted model, not a curated record. Lineage: Eukaryota; Metazoa; Cnidaria; Anthozoa; Scleractinia; Merulinidae.
GUUUUAGCGCGUGUUUCUUGGUAGUUUACAUCGCGGGCGAUUCAAUAUGGUGGACGAAGCAGAGCUGAAUUGUUUUCAAUGAAUUCGGCAAAAUUAUGAGUGAAAAAGCCGUAUCGACAGCAGUGUCUGACUUGGUUCUAGCGGGAUGUUCAUUAUAUGCGGCGGUCCAUGUUCACGGAACGUCAGUUUAUGCUGCCUGGGGUUUCUUGUGUGUUUCCAUUGCUGCAUCUUUUGGCGUUCUAAAGUUUGGAGUGGCUUUUCCAAAUGUUCAGUCUAAAGUGAUUCGAUUGCAUGCGCUUUUCACAUGGAUAGCUUCAACUGUAGGGAUUCCUCUUAUUGCAGCAGGUUUCUGUUUCCAUCACCACAAACCUGCAAAUGCCAAGUUCCAUUUGGUGAGUUCUGUGAUUGCGUUUGUUCUCUCCUUAAUCCACAGUCCAGCAGAAAAGAUGCUAACUACAGCAGCCAGCACCAUAGCUGUGUUGGGAAUACUUUUAGUCACUUACAUGUAUUCAAACUUUUACGGGACUACUGGUGCUCUUGCUUAUGGACUAGCAAGCGUAGUUGAAUCCAUCACAUUUCUUGGUUUGCCAGGUGUAGAUUGGUUCCAUUACAUCUUGGCUGGAGGAAAUCUUCUUCUAAUGCAUGGGUUGAUCAAAUAGGGUUAUUGUGACAUGCAAACACUACUGUAGGAAAAAAAGGAAUUAACAUGCAAACACUACUGUAGGAAAAAAGGAAUUGUCAUAAUUUUUGUCACAAGUCGUUGCCAUACUUGAUUGUCUAGAAAAUGUCUAUACUCUCCUGAUAAAAGGUCACUAGAAAUUCCAGUGAGGUGGGUGGUCAUAAUAGUCAGAAGGUUUUGAACUGGAAUUUCCAGUGUAGGAUUCAAACCUGAACUACAAAUGAUGGGUAUGGAUAUUCUCUUGAACAAUACAUUGCCUCUUUAAUAUUUCAUUACCCUGCAUAGCAGUUGUUCUAGUGUUGGCAAAGCAAAGGAAGAGUAGAGUAAAAACAAAUAAAAUUGAAAAUAUUUCUUCCUUUGCUCAACCUUUUGACUUGGUUUCUUUUAGCAUGAUUCCUACAUGUACGUAAAUUAAAGAUUCAGCAGCAUAAAUAACAUUUCCCUUCCUUGCAACAACAGCCCUGCCAGACACAAAUCAUCAGAUAGAUGGAGGAUUGUACGCAUGAAAGUUGAUCUGUAAUUAAUAAACAGAUGUGCCAAGCAA